UGUUUGUAACCUUGACCGCACAGACAAUCUAACAUAUAUAAUCCCUUGUAUUAUACUAACUAAUGGAGAUGAGAUGUAUUUCAUUCAUUAAAUUAAUAACGACUUGGAUGUGCAGAUACAAUGAUUGGGGGAUACAAAAGCAGCCAGCUUGGACCGAGUCUAAACACAGAAGUUGCAUUUGUAACAACAACCCUGAGAGUCAAAGCGUCUCCACGACGCGUUUCUCACACUCCACCACCACUUCCUCCUCUCUUCACGUCUCUCCUUUCCUCGUAACUCUUCACUUCGCUUUUCCUUUUCCACAAAACACCUAUAUAUACCUCAAAAUCUGCACAUGUCAAAAUUAGAAACAAAUAAUAAAUCUAAAGUCGAAGAAGAGACUUUGAAUCGAUAACGAUGAUCACUCCUUCAGUGGUGGUUCGUGACGUUUGGGCGGAUAAUCUAGAAUCCGAGUUCGAGCUCAUCAGCGGAAUCGUCGAAGACUUCCCGUUCAUCUCCAUGGACACGGAGUUUCCCGGCGUGAUUUACAAGGCGGAUCUCCGCCGUCUAAACCCCGGUUACCUCUACAAGCUUCUCAAAUCCAACGUCGACGCUCUCAGCCUCAUCCAGGUCGGUCUCACUCUCUCCGACGCCGACGGAAACCUCCCCGAUCUCGGCGGCGGCGGCGGAGGGAGCCGAUUCAUCUGGGAGUUCAACUUCCGCGACUUCGACGUCGACCGCGACCCCCACGCGCCGGACUCGAUCGAGCUCCUCCGCCGCCACGGGAUCGAUUUCGACCGCAACCGCAGCGACGGCGUCGAGGCGAAGAGGUUCGCGGAGCUGAUGGUGUCGUCGGGGCUGAUCUGCAACGAGUCGGUGAGCUGGGUGACGUUUCACAGCGCGUACGAUUUCGGUUACCUCGUGAAGAUCCUCACGCGCCGGGAGCUUCCGGGGUCGUUGGGGGAGUUUCUACGGCUGCUCAGGGCGUUUUUUGGGGAGAGAGUGUACGACGUGAAGCAUAUGAUGAGGUUCUGCGAGCGGAGGUUGUUUGGCGGUUUGGACCGGGUGGCUAGAUCGCUUGAGGUAAACCGGGAGGUUGGGAAAUGUCAUCAGGCCGGUUCGGAUAGCUUGCUGACGUGGCAGGCGUUUCGUAGGAUGAGGGAUUUGUAUUUUGUGAAGGAUGGGCCGGAGAAGCAUGCCGGGGUUUUGUACGGUUUAGAGGUUUUUUAAAGAAAAAAAAAUUCGGCUUGGGGAUUUAAUUAUACAGUAGAAAAUGAAAAUUCUUUUUAUUCAUCCUCGUUUCUUCAGAGUCAGCAACAUAUAUGAAAUUAUGAAUCAUCACAACAGAAAAUAAAUUGACCAGAAACUUUUUUUUUGUAACACCGACCAGAAACUUAAACCAUAAUAUAUACGAUAUUCGAGUUUCUA
Molecule: messenger RNA, 1407 nt
Organism: Brassica rapa (field mustard)
Lineage: Eukaryota; Viridiplantae; Streptophyta; Magnoliopsida; Brassicales; Brassicaceae
Product: probable CCR4-associated factor 1 homolog 11
Cellular component (GO): CCR4-NOT complex
Molecular function (GO): poly(A)-specific ribonuclease activity; nucleic acid binding
Source: RefSeq, a predicted model, not a curated record